AUGAAGAAGAGAAAGUUCUCGUCGCUGGAGCUGGGCUUGAUAGUCCUGCUCAUAAUCAUGUUUGCAGUGGCCAUAACUUUCAUCGUCUUAUUUGCCGUUGAUGGAGCUUGGUCCAGUGGAGAUACGGGUCCGAAUGAAGAUACAGGAGAUGAUGAUGUGGGUAAAAUCACAUGUCCGAACAUCGAAGUAGGCCAGAGAGUAGACUGCUUCCCUGAAGGUGGAGCUUCGAAGCAAAAAUGUGAAGCCCGUCAGUGUUGUUGGCAACCGUUGAAUGAGAAGAACGCUCCCUGGUGUUUCUUCUCAAGUGAACACGGUUACUCUGUGGUAACAUUGACGAAACCAACUGAUUAUGAGAUGACAGCUAGGCUGAAGAGAAAGCCCUCUGCUUCCUUAUUUGGUGGAGAUAUACAGGAGCUGGCAUUUCACGCUGAAAUGCAAACAGGCAAUCGACUCCGGUUUAAGAUCUACGAUGCCCACAAGCAGAGGUUCGAGGUCCCUCAUGAGCACAUCAGAAGCGUAGCGAGCAACCCAUCGAGGCCGAUCAGUGACACACUGGAGAUCACACGGGAACCCUUUGCCCUCACUGUGCGCAGGCCAGACAACAAAAAAAUCCUGUUUGACACCAGACUGACUCCGCUGGUGUUUGCAGACCAGUACCUACAGCUGUCUUCCAUGCUGCCCUCUGAUUACAUCUACGGUCUUGGAGAACACGUUCAUCAGAACUACCGCCAUAGCACAAACUGGAGAACCUGGCCCAUUUUCACAAGGGAUUCUUUUCCUAACGGGGGAAUGCACAACAUGUACGGACAUUAUCCUUUCUUCCUGUGUAUGGAUGAAACAGACAUGUCAAGUGGAAGAGCAUUCGGUGUCCUGCUACUGAACAGCAACGCUAUGGAGGUGACUCUGCAGCCAGCCCCAGCAGUGACCUACAGGACUAUUGGAGGAAUCCUUGACUUUUACAUUUUGUUUGGCGAAACACCUGAACAAGUGGUGCAGGAAUUCCUCGAGCUCACUGGAAAGCCCGUCAUCCCUCCCUACUGGUCCCUGGGCUUCCAGCUUUCUCGUUGGAACUACGGCAGCCUGAGUGAGGUCAAAAAAGUGGUGGAGAGGAACCGUGCUAUUGGAAUCCCAUAUGAAAUUCAAUAUACUGACAUCGACUACAUGGAGGACAAAAAAGACUUCACCUAUGACAAAACGAAGUUCAGUGAGCUACCUCAGUUCGCAGACUAUCUUCAUGAGAAAGGACAGAAAUAUAUCCUCAUCCUGGAUCCUGCCAUAGCCACAAGUAAGAGGCAAGGAAAUGCUCCUUAUGAGGCUUACGACCGUGGGACUGAGAGAAAUGCUUGGGUCACCACAUCUGAUGGAAAAACUCCACUUUUAGGAGAGGUGUGGCCUGGGGAGACUGUAUUUCCAGAUUACACCAGCCAAGACUGCAUCGACUGGUGGAGUGAUGAGUAUGAGCGAUUAUACAGGGAGAUCAAACAUGACGCUCUAUGGAUUGACAUGAAUGAAGUGUCAAAUUUCAAGAAAGGAUCCAUUGAGGGCUGCAAGGACAACAACCUCAACUAUCCUCCCUACACUCCAAAGAUUCUGGAUGAGGUGAUGUACAGUAAGACUCUGUGUAUGGAUGCCAAGCAGGCCUGGGGGAACCACUAUGAUGUCCACAGCCUGUAUGCCUACUCCAUGGUGCUGGCUACUGAAAAAGCUCUGCAGCGCGUCUUCGGACAAAACCGUACCCUGAUGUUGACCCGGUCCUCCUUCCCAGGUGUGGGAAAAUAUGCAGGUCACUGGCUGGGAGACAACGCUGCCAACUGGAACGACAUUAAAUGGGCCAUUCCUGGCAUGCUUGAGUUUAGCCUCUUUGGAAUUCCUUAUAUUGGAGCUGACAUCUGUGGAUUCUUUGAUGACUCCAGUGAGGAGUUGUGCCGUCGCUGGAUGCAGGUGGGGGCUUUCUACCCCUUCAGUCGGAACCACAACGCUGAGAAAUACAGGGACCAGGAUCCAGCUUUUUAUGGUGCUGACUCAACACUCGUCAGGUCAUCUAAGCAUUAUCUGAACAUACGCUACACGCUCCUUCCCUACCUCUACACGCUCUUCUACAAGGCCCACACCACGGGGGAAACCGUUGUACGUCCCAUCAUGCACGAGUUCUACCAUGACAGUACUGCCAUGGUGGCGGACAGGCAGUUCCUCUGGGGAAAAUACCUGCUCAUUACACCUGUACUCGAUCAGGGUGCGCAUCACGUGGAUGCAUAUAUACCAGAUGCUCGGUGGUAUGACUAUGAGACGAUGGAACUAUCGCCACACCGUAAAACGAAGGUGAGGUUGGACAUGCCAGCCGACAAGCUGGGCUUACACAUCCGAGGUGGCGCCAUCCUCCCCACCCAGAGACCUAAUGUCACUACCACAUACAGUCGACGUAACCCAAUGGGUUUGAUUGUUGCCCUUGAUGACAAUGACCAAGCGCUUGGGGAGCUUUUCUGGGACGACGGAGAUUCCCGACAAACUGUUGAGACAGGAAAUUACCUCCACUACAAGUUCUCCGUCCUCUUUGGAAUCCUGAACAUACAGGUGACCCAUAACGGAUAUAAAGACCCAAACAACCUAAAGUUUGAAGACAUCACCAUCCUCGGGGUGACUGAUUCUCCCACAACUGUGAAAGUGACCCAAGUUGGCACAGGAAGCAGCCCAGACUCUACAACUACAGUGCCAGACAGCAGUAUAACAUACGACAGCGUCAAGGAGGUUCUGUUCCUGCAUGGCCUCUCUUUGACCCUGGGAGAGAGCUACCUGGUCGAGUGGGAAACAGAAUCCAACGAAUAUGAACGCUUCAACUGCCAUCCAGAGGACGACGCAGAUGAGUCUAAGUGCAAAGCCAGAGGCUGUGAAUGGAAGCAAAGUACCAUUGAAGGUGUACCAUGGUGCUUCUAUCCGAAAGACCACGGUUACACCAUAGGAGGAAUCAGACAAACUUCGACCGGCAUGACGGUUGAAAUCAUUCAGAACGUGAAGUACAGAAGCAGUGGUCGUCCAAAAUCACCAGACAUCAAUUUACUCCGCGCUGAAAUUGUGUAUCACAGCAGCGACAUGUUUCAGUUCAAGAUCUGGGAUCCAAGCACAGAUCGCUAUGAGGUACCUGUUCCGCUGACAGUCCCGUCUGCCCCUGAGCCUGAUGAAGACAAGAGGCUUUACAAGGUCAUCGUUACCGACAAGCCGUUUGGCAUCCAGGUCAUAAGAAAGAGCACUGGAACAAAGAUUUGGGACUCCGCCGUGCCAGGUUUUACCUUCUCAGACAUGUUCAUCCAAGUAUCAACCAGACUGUCAUCCGAGUUCGUCUACGGCUUUGGGGAGACGGAGCAUACCACGUAUAGACACGAUCUAAACUACCAUACCUGGGGGAUGUUUUCCAAGGAUCAGCCUCCUGGUUACAAGAUGAAUUGCUACGGAGUUCACCCCUUCUACAUGGGCCUUGAGAACACUGCUGACGCUCACGGUGUGCUCUUGCUAAACAGCAAUGCCAUGGAUGUGACUUUCCAGCCCACUCCUGCUUUGACUUACCGAACUCUGGGAGGCAUUCUGGAUUUCUACAUGGUUCUGGGACCUACCCCUGAGAUGGUCGUGCAAGAGUACACUGCACUCAUUGGUCGACCUGUUCUACCUGCCUAUUGGUCCCUUGGCUUCCAGCUCUGCCGCUACGGUUAUAAAGAUGACACCGAAAUUAAAAAUCUUUAUGAAGACAUGAAAGCAGCUGGCAUUCCCUAUGAUGUGCAGUAUGCAGACAUCGACUACAUGGUGCGUCAGAUGGACUUCACCCUGGACAAAGAGUUUCAAGGAUUACCUGCCUUCGUUGACAAAAUCCGAUCCGAGGGCAUGAGGUUCAUCUUUAUGCUGGAUCCAGCCAUUUCAGGAAAUGAGACCAACUACCUUACCUUUGAGAGGGGCAAAGCACAAGACGUCUUCAUUAAAUGGCCCAAAGGCCUCAGUGAUGAUAUUGUGUGGGGAAAGGUUUGGCCUGAUUACCCUAAUGUCACUGUGAAUACCUCGCUUGACUGGGAUACCGAAGUAGAGCUCUACAGGGCCUACACCGCAUUUCCAGACUUUUUCCGCCAACGUACGGCAGAUUGGUGGCAAAAUGAAAUGCGAGAAUACUAUGAAAAGACACUGAAGUUCGAUGGCAUUUGGAUUGACAUGAACGAGCCUGCCAGUUUCGUCCAUGGCACAGUUGGGGGUGCCGGUAAUUGUCUUGGAAAUAGAGACCUUGAAUUCCCUCCAUACAUGCCACCCUUGGAGUCCAAACAUAUGGGCUUAAGUCACAAGACUUUGUGCAUGAACAGUGAGCAGAUACUCAGUGAUGGAACACCGGUCAGGCACUUUGACGUCCACAGCCUCUAUGGGUGGUCCCAUUCCAAGCCCACCUAUGAUGCCGUCUUGAGCAUCACGGGUAAAAGAGGCAUCGUGGUGACCAGGUCCACUUACCCCUCCAGUGGAAAAUGGGUUGGACAUUGGCUAGGAGACAACUAUUCCGGAUGGGACCAGCUGUACAAAUCUAUUAUAGGUAUGAUGGAGUUCAGUCUGUUUGGCAUCUCUUAUACCGGGGCAGACAUAUGUGGAUUCUUUCAAGAAGCUGAGUAUGAGAUGUGUCUUCGCUGGAUGCAGCUGGGUGCCUUCUACCCAUACUCUCGCAACCACAACGGCAAAGGCACCAGGAGACAAGACCCCGUUGCUUGGGACGACAAAUUUGCAGAAGCUUCCCGCGAUGUCCUGAACAUCCGCUACACCCUGCUGCCGUACCUGUACACACUGAUGUAUGAGGCUCAUACCGAAGGAACCACAGUGGUCCGACCACUCCUGCAUGAGUUUGUGGACGACAGAGCGACAUGGGAUAUCCACAGACAGUUCCUCUGGGGACCUGCUCUCAUGAUCAGCCCUGCCUUGGAUGAGGGAGCCAGGAGUGUGGAUGCUUAUGUUCCUAAUGCGCGCUGGUACGACUACUACACGUCUGAAGACAUUGGAGUGCGAGGCAAAAUGAUCAACAUGCCAACACCUCUGGAACACAUUAACCUCCAUAUCAGAGGAGGAUACAUCCUACCCUGGCAGAAACCAGAAAACUCCACAUUUUACAGUCGGAAGAAUCCUUUCGGACUGCUCGUUGCUCUCGAUGACGAUGGAGCUGCACAAGGAUCACUAUUCUGGGAUGAUGGAGAAGGAAUAGACACCGUCGGAAAAAAGGAGUAUGUUAUGACCACCUUCAAAGUGCAACCGGGAAUCCUGAACAUACAGGUGACCCAUAACGGAUAUAAAGACCCAAACAACCUAAAGUUUGAAGACAUCACCAUCCUCGGGAUGCCUGAUUCUCCCACAACUGUGAAAGUGACCCAUCUUGGCACAGAAACCAGCCCAGGCUCUACAACGACUGUGCCAGACAGCAGCAUAACACACGACAGCGCCAAGCAGGUUCUGAUCCUGCGUGGCCUCUCUUUGACCCUGGGAGAGAGCUACCUGGUCGAGUGGGGAACAAAAUCUGAAGAAUAUGAUCGCUUCAACUGUCAUCCAGAGGACGACGCAGAUGAGGCUAAGUGCAAAGCCAGAGGCUGUGAAUGGAAGGAAAGUACCAUUGGCGGUGCACCAUGGUGCUUCUAUCCGAAAGACUAUGGUUACAACGUGGAAAGAAUCACAAAUACUUCGACCAGCAUGACGGUUGAAAUUGUUCGGAACAGGAUGUACGGAACCAGUGGUCGUCCAAAAUCACCAGACAUCGAUAAACUCCGCGUUGAAAUUGUGUAUCACAGCAGCGACAUGUUUCGGUUCAAGAUCUGGGAUCCAAGCACACCUCGCUAUGAGGUACCUGUUCCGCUGACAGUCCCGUCUGCCCCUGAGCCUGAUGAAGACAAGAGGCUUUACAAGGUCACCGUUACUGACAAGCCGUUUGGCAUCCAGGUCAUAAGAAAGAGCACAGGAACAAAGAUUUGGGACUCCGCCGUGCCAGGUUUUACCUUCUCAGACAUGUUCAUCCAAGUAUCAACCAGACUGUCAUCCGAGUUCGUCUACGGCUUUGGGGAGACGGAGCAUACCACGUAUAGACACGAUCUAAACUACCAUACCUGGGGUAUGUUUUCCAAGGAUCAGCCUCCUGGUUACAAGAUGAAUUGCUACGGAGUUCACCCCUUCUACAUGGGCCUUGAGAACACUGCUGACGCUCACGGUGUGCUCUUGCUAAACAGCAAUGCCAUGGAUGUGACUUUCCAGCCCACUCCUGCUUUGACUUACCGAACUCUGGGAGGCAUUCUGGAUUUCUACAUGAUUCUGGGACCAACCCCUGAGAUGGUCGUGCAAGAGUACACUGCACUCAUUGGUCGACCUGUUCUACCUGCCUAUUGGUCCCUUGGCUUCCAGCUCUGCCGCUACGGUUAUAAAGAUGACACCGAAAUUAAAAAUCUUUAUGAAGACAUGAAAGCAGCUGGCAUUCCCUAUGAUGUGCAGUAUGCAGACAUCGACUACAUGGUGCGUCAGAUGGACUUCACCCUUGACAAAGAGUUUCAAGGAUUACCUGCCUUCGUUGACAAAAUCCGAUCCGAGGGCAUGAGGUUCAUCUUUAUGCUGGAUCCAGCCAUUUCAGGAAAUGAGACCAACUACCUUACCUUUGAGAGGGGCAAAGCACAAGACGUCUUCAUUAAAUGGCCCACAACCCUCAGUGAUGAUAUUGUGUGGGGAAAGGUUUGGCCUGAUUACCCGAAUGUCACUGUGAAUACCUCGCUUGACUGGGAUACUGAAGUAGAGCUCUACAGGGCCUACACCGCAUUUCCAGACUUUUUCCGCCAGCGUACGGCAGAUUGGUGGCAAAAUGAAAUGCGAGAAUACUAUGAAAAGACGUUGAAGUUCGAUGGCAUUUGGAUUGACAUGAACGAGCCUGCCAGUUUCGUCCAUGGCACAGUUGGGGGUGCCGGUAAUUGUCUUGGAAAUAGAGACCUUGAAUUCCCUCCAUACAUGCCACCCUUGGAGUCCAAACAUAUGGGCUUAAGUCACAAGACUUUGUGCAUGAACAGUGAGCAGAUACUCAGUGAUGGAAAAGCGGUCCGGCACUUUGACGUCCACAGCCUCUAUGGGUGGUCCCAUUCCAAGCCCACCUAUGAUGCCGUCUUGAGCAUCACAGGUAAAAGAGGCAUCGUGGUGACCAGGUCCACUUACCCCUCCAGUGGAAAAUGGGUUGGACAUUGGCUCGGAGACAACUAUUCCGGAUGGGACCAGCUGUACAAAUCUAUUAUAGGUAUGAUGGAGUUCAGUCUGUUUGGCAUCUCUUAUACCGGGGCAGACAUAUGUGGAUUCUUUCAAGAAGCUGAGUAUGAGAUGUGUCUUCGCUGGAUGCAGCUGGGUGCCUUCUACCCAUACUCUCGCAACCACAACGGCAAAGGCACCAGGAGACAAGACCCUGUAGCUUGGGACGACAAAUUUGCAGAAGUUUCCCGCGAUGUCCUGAACAUCCGCUACACCCUGCUGCCGUACCUGUACACACUGAUGUAUGAGGCUCAUACCGAAGGAACCACAGUGGUCCGACCACUCCUGCAUGAGUUUGUGGACGACAGAGCGACAUGGGAUAUCCACAGACAGUUCCUCUGGGGACCUGCUCUCAUGAUCAGCCCUGCCUUGGAUGAGGGAGCCACGAGUGUGGAUGCUUAUGUUCCUAAUGCGCGCUGGUACGACUACUACACGGCUAAAGACAUUGGAGUGCGAGGCCAAAGGGUCAACAUGCCAACACCUCUGGAACACAUUAACCUCCAUAUCAGAGGAGGAUACAUCCUACCCUGGCAGAAACCAGAAAACUCCACAUUUUACAGUCGGAAGAAUCCUCUAGGACUGCUCGUUGCUCUCGAUGACGAUGGAGCUGCACAAGGAUCACUAUUCUGGGAUGAUGGAGAAGGAAUAGACACCGUCGGAAAAAUGGAGUAUCUUGUGACCACCUUCGAAGUACAAUCGAAUACCUUGGUGUCUACACCUACAGUUCACGGAUUGAAGGCUGAGGAUCGGCUGAUCCUGGGUGAAGUGAAGGUUUGGGGUGCGGGUACCGUUCAGAUCACCAAGGCACUUCUUGACCAAAGUGGAGCUACACAUGACCUGACUGUGAACCACAACAUCAAUACUCAGGAGCUGAUUAUGGAUGCUACAGACAAGUCUGUCCGUCUGGACUUACCUUUUACCAUCACAUGGAGGAUAUGAAUCCAAGUGCUAUGACUGCAUUUUUCUUGUGAAUAGUUGAAGUAUUUAAACAUAAUUGUGCAUGUAUGUAAAUUAAAUUGUGGGGAAGAAAAAAUGUCCUGGAACAAAGAGAUGUUAAAGUCAAAAAUACUGAAGUGAGUCAUGAACUCACAAGUCUAAUUUGACUGCUUUUUACAACUGUCUUUAUUUUUUUUAAACUGAGAUUUGCAUAUUUAAAAACAGUACCGACAUAUUCUGUUUG
Messenger RNA from Salarias fasciatus (jewelled blenny), 8452 nucleotides. It is a transcript of the gene si, whose product is annotated as sucrase-isomaltase. The transcript is spliced from 70 exons. The record is from RefSeq and is a predicted model, not a curated record. Gene Ontology annotation, biological process: carbohydrate metabolic process. Gene Ontology annotation, molecular function: alpha-1,4-glucosidase activity; carbohydrate binding. Bases 1 to 8211 code for a protein of 2736 amino acids. Lineage: Eukaryota; Metazoa; Chordata; Actinopteri; Blenniiformes; Blenniidae.